Molossus molossus (Pallas's mastiff bat) is the source of this 2577-nucleotide messenger RNA. It is a transcript of the gene PRKCG, whose product is annotated as protein kinase C gamma. The transcript has 18 exons. The record is from RefSeq and is a predicted model, not a curated record. Gene Ontology annotation, biological process: protein phosphorylation. The coding region runs from base 292 to 2385 and encodes 697 amino acids. NCBI's taxonomy places the organism in Eukaryota, Metazoa, Chordata, Mammalia, Chiroptera, Molossidae. Gene Ontology annotation, molecular function: zinc ion binding; diacylglycerol-dependent serine/threonine kinase activity; ATP binding.
CCACCCCGGGGCUCCCACAUUUCAGCAGGUGCCGGAGCCGGAGCUCCCACCACCGCCGCCGGUGCGGCUGCCUGCUCGCGCCCCUGCCCUAGGCUCUGCGCCCCACUCGCCCGCUCCCCCUGGGCGCUCCCGGGGGCCACUGCUUGCCCCUCCUGGUCGUGCCUCUCCCCAGUUUGCCCCACCUCGGGAUCUCCUCGUGGCUCCUCGGCUUUCUCGAGUCUCCAGCUCCUCGCCCUUCCACCUGUUCCCCCAGAAAGGCAGGAUCCUGGUCCCUGCGACGUUCUUGGGGCCAUGGCAGGCCUGGGCCCUGGCGGAGGCGAUUCGGAGGGGGGCCCCCGGCCCCUGUUUUGCAGAAAGGGAGCUCUGAGGCAGAAGGUGGUUCACGAAGUCAAGAGCCACAAGUUCACCGCCCGCUUCUUCAAGCAGCCAACCUUCUGCAGCCACUGCACCGACUUCAUCUGGGGGAUUGGAAAACAGGGCCUGCAAUGUCAAGUCUGCAGCUUUGUGGUUCAUCGCCGAUGCCACGAAUUUGUGACCUUCGAGUGUCCAGGCGCUGGGAAGGGCCCCCAGACAGACGACCCCCGGAACAAACACAAGUUCCGUCUGCACAGCUACAGCAGCCCGACCUUCUGCGACCACUGCGGCUCCCUCCUGUACGGGCUGGUGCACCAGGGCAUGAAAUGCUCCUGCUGCGAGAUGAACGUGCACCGGCGCUGUGUGCGCAGCGUGCCCUCUCUGUGCGGCGUGGACCACACGGAACGCCGCGGGCGCCUGCAGCUGGAAAUCCGAGCUCCGACUGCGGAUGAGAUCCACAUCACGGUCGGUGAGGCCCGUAACCUCAUCCCAAUGGACCCCAAUGGUCUGUCUGACCCCUAUGUGAAACUGAAGCUCAUCCCAGACCCUCGGAACUUGACCAAACAGAAGACCCGGACGGUGAAAGCCACGCUGAACCCUGUGUGGAACGAGACCUUUGUGUUCAACCUGAAGCCUGGGGACGUGGAGCGCAGGCUCAGCGUGGAGGUGUGGGACUGGGACCGGACCUCCCGCAACGACUUCAUGGGUGCCAUGUCCUUUGGAGUGUCUGAGCUGCUCAAGGCACCAGUGGACGGCUGGUACAAGUUACUGAACCAGGAGGAGGGCGAAUAUUACAAUGUGCCGGUGGCUGAUGCUGACAACUGCAGCCUCCUCCAGAAGUUUGAGGCCUGCAACUACCCCCUGGAACUGUAUGAGCGGGUGCGGAUGGGCCCUUCUUCCUCUCCCAUCCCCUCCCCAUCCCCUAGUCCCACCGACUCCAAGCGCUGUUUCUUCGGGGCGAGUCCUGGACGUCUGCACAUCUCGGACUUCAGCUUCCUCAUGGUUCUAGGAAAAGGCAGUUUUGGGAAGGUGAUGCUGGCCGAGCGCAGGGGCUCCGACGAACUCUAUGCCAUCAAGAUCCUGAAGAAAGACGUGAUCGUGCAGGAUGACGACGUGGACUGCACCCUGGUGGAGAAACGCGUGCUGGCUCUGGGGGGCCGAGGUCCGGGAGGCCGGCCCCACUUCCUCACCCAGCUCCACUCCACCUUCCAGACCCCGGAUCGCUUGUAUUUUGUGAUGGAGUAUGUGACCGGGGGCGACUUGAUGUACCACAUUCAGCAGUUGGGCAAGUUUAAGGAGCCGCAUGCAGCGUUCUACGCAGCAGAAAUCGCCAUCGGCCUCUUCUUCCUUCACAACCAGGGCAUCAUCUACCGGGACCUGAAACUGGACAACGUGAUGCUGGAUGCCGAAGGGCACAUCAAAAUCACUGACUUCGGCAUGUGUAAAGAGAAUGUCUUCCCCGGGAACACGACCCGCACCUUCUGCGGGACCCCAGACUACAUAGCCCCGGAGAUCAUUGCCUACCAGCCCUAUGGGAAGUCUGUAGACUGGUGGUCCUUUGGGGUUCUUCUGUAUGAGAUGUUGGCGGGACAGCCCCCCUUUGACGGGGAAGAUGAGGAGGAGCUAUUUCAGGCCAUCAUGGAACAAACUGUCACCUACCCCAAGUCACUCUCCCGAGAAGCCGUGGCCAUCUGCAAGGGGUUCCUAACCAAGCACCCUGCGAAGCGCCUGGGCUCUGGUCCGGAUGGGGAACCCACCAUUCGUGCUCAUGGCUUUUUCCGCUGGAUCGACUGGGACCGGCUGGAACAGCUGGAGAUCCCACCUCCCUUCAGACCCCGCCCGUGUGGCCGAAGCGGCGAGAACUUCGACAAGUUCUUCACGAGGGCGGCGCCAGCUCUUACCCCUCCAGAUCGCCUGGUUCUGGCCAGCAUCGACCAGGCCGAUUUCCAAGGAUUCACCUACGUGAACCCGGAUUUCGUGCACCCGGAUGCCCGCAGCCCCAUCAGCCCAGCACCUGUGCCAGUCAUGUAAUUCCCGUCUUCUGCCACUAGAUGUCCCCAUGGCUCCCUCUGCUGCGCAAGCCUUGGGCCCCACUUCACCGCCUCCUUUCGAAUUCUAGAUCCUGCUCCCCAGCAUUCUGGUCCCUACCCUUGGGUCCUAGGUGCCCCUUUCAGGUGUUCCUGCCAUUCUGAGCGCCACAGUCUCUGGAGCCUUCCCGUGCUC